Molecule: messenger RNA, 7504 nt
Organism: Ictalurus punctatus (channel catfish)
Lineage: Eukaryota; Metazoa; Chordata; Actinopteri; Siluriformes; Ictaluridae
Gene: lmtka
Product: apoptosis-associated tyrosine kinase a
Exons: 14
Coding region: 521-5242 (1573 amino acids)
Biological process (GO): brain development; peptidyl-tyrosine autophosphorylation
Molecular function (GO): protein tyrosine kinase activity; ATP binding
Source: RefSeq, a predicted model, not a curated record
GCAUCCAGUCGAUUAAGAGACGCAUGAUAAAGCGGCGUUAUUAAUUGACUGAUGCGAGCAGCAGAUUGGAGUGUGUUAAUAGCUCUGAUGCUGCAUUCCAGCGCGGGGCAUAAAUGAACAUGUCGUACCGGAAACUCUGAUUUUAGCAGUACCGGGGCUGGACGACAGCCAAAGCAUUGGUGCAGGGACGAAGAGGGACGCAGAGAGGAACAGCGUGUCGUUGACGAGAACACGGGGCCAUCAACUAACGUAACAAACCAAGAAACCACAGGGAAAUGCGCGGGAAAAGCGGCCUGUCAAUCAAACCCGUGAGUGCGUUUAUUCAGGCAGAGAACCGACAGGACGAGAAAAAGGUUUCAGCUCGAGUCUGAUGUGUGACACCGUGACGAGGAAAAAUGCUGCAUUUGCCUUCACCUUCACUGCCGGCUGUCAUUUCUUUCAGCACGACGGUGUUUAAGAGUUAAUAUUAUAUAUUAGAAUAAAAUACCGCAGUCCAGCUCCAUCCAGUUUUCCAAGGAGGAUGCCAUCAUCGCUGUUCAUCGUGGUCAUGUCCUCGGUUUUUCUCAACCCCAGCCUUGCUUUCAGCUCACAUUACGACACAGGUGGCACCCCCCUGAGUGAGCUGUCAUGGCCAUCCUCUCUGGCUGUGGUGGCUGUCUCGUUCUCUGGCCUCUUCACGUUCAUCUUCCUCAUGCUGGCCUGUUUGUGCUGCAAGAAAGGGGACAUCAGCUUCAAGGAGUUUGAAAACACUGGUGAGGAGUACCAGGCGGAUCUGUCCACUCUAGCCUCCUCUGGCUCUCAAGAUGGCCCAGAUGUCUACGUCCUUCCCCUCACUGAGGUUUCACUGCCUGUGGCCAAACAACCAUGUAGAUCAAUUCAGCUGCUGAAGUCAGCGGAUCUUGGACACCACAGCUUGCUUUACCUAAAGGAGAUUGGCCAUGAUUGGUUUGGCAAGGUUUUUCUGGGGGAGGUGAAUGCUGGACUGAGCACCACACAGGUGGUCGUGAAGGAGCUGAAAGCCAGUGCCAGCAUACAAGAGCAGACGCAGUUCCUGGAAGAAGCUCUACCUUACCGUACUCUGCAGCAUCCUGCCCUCCUGCAGUGCCUGGCCCAGUGCACAGAUGUCACACCCUAUUUGCUGAUUAUGGAAUACUGCCCCCUGGGUGAUGUCAAAGGAUACCUCCGUAGCUGCCGGGCAGCAGGUUCAGCCACCCCUGACCCUUUCAUCCUCCAACAAAUGGCGUGUGAAAUUGCCUCCGGGCUUCAGUACCUCCACAAACAUAAUUACAUUCACAGUGACCUGGCUCUCAGGAACUGUCUCCUUACUUCAGAGAUGUCCGUGAAGAUCGGAGACUACGGCCUCUCUUACAGCAGGUACAAGGAUGACUACUUUGUGACGGCAGAUCAGAUUUGGGUGCCACUACGUUGGAUCGCCCCAGAGCUCAUUGAUGAGGUCCAUGGCAACUUGUUAGUAGUGGACCAGACAAAGCCCAGCAAUGUCUGGUCACUGGGUGUGACAAUCUGGGAGCUGUUUGAGCUGGGGAGCCAGCCAUACAGACACUAUACAGACAGGCAGGUGUUGACGUAUGCAGUGAAAGAGCAGCAAAUGAAGCUGCCAAAGCCUUUGCUGAAAGUCCCCCUGUCUGAACGCUGGUAUGAAGUGAUGCAGUUCUGCUGGCUGCAACCAGAGCAGCGGCCCGUUGUGGAGGAGGUCUACCUGCUGUUGAACUAUCUAUGUGCUAAAGGUACCAGUGAGGCACAGGAGGACUUUGAGAAACGCUGGAACUCCCUCAGACCAAGUCUAGACACAGGCAGUUCCCAGAGAAGCCCAGCCCUAGAGGUACCCUCAUCUACUUCCUCAUUCCCUCUGCUGGAGCACUUCUCCAUGGUUGACAGUUUCCAGUCUGAGAACGGUGAUGAAAUACUAACGGUCACUGAGACCAGUGAUGGGCUCAACUUUGAGUACAAGUGGGAACAGGCCAGAGCUGAACAGGCCUACUGCUCCUCAUCUACAAGUGGGCCUUUAGGAAGUAGCAAUCCCCAUUACCAGGACAUAUACUAUCCCCUCAGCAGUUCCACAGGAAGCUGCAAAGAGGAGAGUCUCAAUCUGGGUGUUUCUCCAUCCCAAUACAAGUCAGAUUACCCAGGUGUGGUCCCAGUGUUGAGUGCACACAGUCCGUCUGUUAGCAGUGAAUACUAUAUUCGUAUUGAGGAACCCGUAGAGUGCAAUAUCAGUGUGGAGGAGGCCACUCUUGACUACAGUCCAGAACUUGAGGCCAGCAAAUGUACCUUCUCCAGGAAUGACAUGAAAAGUCCUACUGAGGCUCAUACAAAAACAUACUGGUCAGGAGCAAAAGACUCUAAUAGCAUUAUAAAUUAUUCAGAUGCUAGUCCAACUACUGCCCUAAGUGUGGACCCACAUCAGAGACAAGAUCUGAACCAUAUGGAUUCUGCAGAACAAUUAAGUCAAUACUUUUCCCCCAGUGACCGAGAUAGAUUGCACUGUGAACGGACACCCUCAAGAGAACAGGAAGUUCCUCUGAAAAGAGGACAACCGUCCAAGUCUUGUCUUAAGUCUGGGAGCUUAUACAAUACAGGUGUACAAGAAACUCCACGUGGCAUAUCAGUUUCACUGAGCAGCCCCAGUUUGGGACAAUGUGACCCCUACCUUGAAGCCAACCAGAGGACAGCUGAAACAAAUAUGGCCAAUGAGGCCUAUUAUGAUAUGAUGGGUAGCCUACCAAAGAAUAUUCCCAGGCCACACAAUAUAACUGUUGAUCUUGAAGCUGCCGAUUGUCUUCUUAUGGGUGCUGCUGAUCAAGAGGAUGACAUCAAUCAUUUUACUGAGAGUGAAACAAUUAACUGGACCUCAAACCACUCCACAAAUAACAACACUUUAAACUUUGAUGACCGGCAAACCAGUGGGUUUCUUGACACCUAUCUUGAAGUACACCACAUGACACCUUCCUCCAGUGCCCAGAGCUUACGGCCAGGGACAAUAACAACCAGGCAAAAUUCUCCAAGUAAUUCCUCCAAUACAUUUAAACAGCAUUCACACAUGGAGGUUAAUGGUAGCAACUCCACUGCAUUUUCAUACACAGAUUCAUACACAGAAUAUGUGUCAUAUAUACAUCUCUGUUCUGAGGAUCGCAAGAUAGUAGAGUCAUCAGCCCCAGAAAAACACCAAAUUAUACAUCCAGCUCAGAAGAACACUCCUCAUCUGCAUAUCGGAGAGAAUAUGACACACGUCCCUAUACGGGAGUAUUCAAGUAGCAAUCCUCUUUCUCUUGUAGCUGAGAAAUCAGUGACUAGGGACAGAAGCACAACUCCUGCACAAGACAUAAAAGUGCACUCAGCUGGUCCUACAGUCAUGCCUGCAGCUCUGUCUGAGUGUGUCUCUGAGUGCUGUCAUACAGGGGACAGCAUCAGUCUGGUAAACAUUGAUGACUGCAGUGAUGGCGAUGUUACCGAAAUUACUUCUAAGGUGUUUGCAGACUCUCCUAUUGAUUUUGCAGAAGUUGGAGAUAUUAACCUAGCACACAUACCCAUGCACAGAGAGAUUCGAAACAAAGACCCUCAGGAAUUUAUAGACCUUGCCUCAAGUAGCAGCCCCUGUGAAGCCUUCAGUCCAGAUGCUUACCACACAUCCAUUCAGCCCAAAUCACUGGACAGUGGCUAUGACACAGAGAACAACGAGUCACCCGAGUUUGUCAUGAAAGACCUGGAGGGAAAACCGGUUCUCAGUACAAGUGUGGAAUCAGAAUAUGAAAUGGUUCUUCAGAUGGACCUUGAAGAAAAUGAUUUGACUCCAGCUAGCAAUAGUACUCUUAAACUGACAAGCCUGGGCAAUAGAAAUCAAUACAGAGACUCUGCUUAUUUUUCAGACUAUGAUGCGGAAAAUGAAAAAAGUCCCUGUGAAGGAGACAGCAUCUUCUUUGACAAUAAACUGGAUGAUUUCUUUGAAAUAGAACCUGUAAAAGACAACUCUCUUAAGAAGGCUAGGAGACAGGGGGGCUUCCCACUGAGUCAGAAGGAAGAUCAGUAUCAUUUACCAAGCAUGAUAGAAAAUGUAGAUAAUGCUUUACUGAGUGUCAAACAGUUGUGUCUUGAGAGGAGGAACAUGGAGUUUGAUCUAAGUUCAUCUCCUGCAGCAGGUCCAGUGAUUACAGCGUUGGCCCCAGUUCCUCCAGAGAUGGGGGGAUGUUUGACCAAAGAGUCUGCUCCAGAUGAUGGCCUUGGAGUGGAAUCUGAGCACUCUGGAGAGGAGCCAGCCACUGAUUGCUUCUCCAGUAUGGCUUCUGAGGGCUCAGCCACAACACAGGAAGCUACAACCAUGGAGGACCAAGUUAACAGUACUAACAUGGGCUUCUCAUCUGCAGACUCCCUGGGUUCUGCCUCCACUAUGUUGGAAGUCAAGAACUGUGAGAAUGGGGAAGGCAAUCCAGACUGUCAGAUUGAUGGGAAAAAUGAGGAGAAUAAAGGAGUGGAAGAAAAACCAGAGGUGGUGGAAGAAGCACUCUUGAAUGUUAAGCGGGAUAGUUCUCUGGACAAUAUUCUGCCUGCCUUACCAGAGAACCUGGACAUUCCAGCACCCCUGGGGAAUUGUGAGGAAGAGGAAGACUCUGAUGACAGCGAUGAGUCGGACGAAGAGUUGCGUAGCUACAGUGUCCAAGAGCACAGUGAGGACAGUGAGGAGGAGUUCACCACUGUUCCAGUGGUGGUAGUGAGUGAGCGAAGUAGCACCAGGCACCUGCGUAGCCUCCUCAAAAUGCCAUCCCUCCUCACACAGUCCUUCUGUGAUGAGCUAGAACGCAAGAAGAAAGCUGUCUCCUUUUUUGAUGAUGUCACUGUGUUCCUUUUUGACCAGGAAAGCCCUACAGGUGAACUGGCAGAAUACACCUUUCCUCCAGGGGUGGAACCAAAUGUCCUGGCAGCAGAGUGUAAGGAAUAUCCAUCACAGAAGGAAGUCAGUGAAUCUGAUAGUUCCUCGAAUGGGAAUGUCUUAGAACAUAGUGGGACCUUAGAGUGGGAGAAUGACUUUCCGUUGAUGAACAAUGCUUCAACAUUAGAACCCGCCUCUGACAGAACGUGCACCUCACCAAACUCUCCCGUCAAACUUCCCGAGGAGAAGCCAGCACCCCAGUGUUCCCGCUUCAGUGUUUCCCGCUUCUCUAUUACACACGUGUCUGACUCGGACGUCGAACCCAUGGGAGGUAGCUGCUCAGAUGGAGACCAGGCGUGAGAAUGCAUCCAGAUUUCAUUUUGGCCUGAUCCGACUCUAGAUCCUCUUCGGUGUUUAUUUAAUGUUCUGGACAAGGGUUUUCUGAAUCAGUGCCUCAUGCUGUAUUUGAAUUAUAUUAGCCAACCCUUUCUUUGUGUCUUGAGCCAGAGGUUGGCAGUGACAUUGUCUGUUAAGGACAGCAUUUAAAAUUUCAGAAAAAUCUCUGACUAAAAUUUUAUGUAUGCAUAUUUAAGACGAUACGAUUAUUUGCAACGUUCAGUAUCAACACUCAUAUUGCAACAAAUCACUUUAUUACAAACUGUAGCAACCAUAAGGGUAUUGGUUACAUUUCUGUACUCCUCACUGGCUUACUUACAGUGCACACGUCACUCAUUGGUCAGAUCUUCCAGAUGUUGGUUAUAACUGCAAAGUAAGGGAAGAAACACUAAGGUCUUGAUAAGACAACCCAAUUCAAAUAACAUUCAGCUUUUGCCAACUACAAAGGGUAUUGAAUUGUGUACCAGUGUUGGAGAAUGUAGACCAUUUUCCAUGGAGGCGUUCGCUUUUGACCACUUUACGCUAAAAUAUCAUGGCUCAGGUAAACUGAAGGAUGUAAAAAUUGGUACGGCAUCAAAGCGUAAGCCACAUUAUGAAGAUGCUUGCGUUUAAUAUAAUAUGCUUCCUCACUUUUCCCCAUUUUCCCCUUUAUGCUGCUAUUCAACCCUGAGGAUGUGGAAAAUAUUACGUAAAUGCACUUUCUUUGUUGAAGCCUAGAGGUUAUGUGCAAAUUUGUUUCCAUCAGCAAUGUCGGGAUGCUUGUCUAUUUAUAGAGAUACAGUUAAAAAAAGUAUCCCAGUCUUAGUCCUGUCACUGACGUUCACUUUUAUAUGCAAGUGAACUUUCAUCUCAACGCUUAUUGAGGUAGGGAUUUAGUGUUUCAUUAUAUCAGUUUACAUAAGCUGGGUUUGUCAUAUUAGUCUUUAGUAUCAGCGAGCUAUAACUACACAGUGAUGGGCUCUGUGUCAUUACGGAAGACUCCAGUAUGGCUGUAGAAUAGCCUUAACUAGACUAGAGGAAGAUCAGACAUCAGGGGAGAUCUGGUUAAUUUAUUGAAUACCGCAUAACCAAUUAAGAUGCAUAUUUUUAAAGGAUAACGCCACAGAUUUGCCAAUUAACCAUGAAUUUCAAUUGGAUGGCCUGCAGACUGAAAUGCUGAAUUAUAACCUAGCAUGUCUUUUAGGAUCGAUUUGAUGCAAGUUUUUCAGCUUUUCUCAUAAAAUCUUAGAAGAAAAAAAAGAGAGGGUUCUAGCUUUCUAAAUAGGUUCUACUUGGACCUUGUAGAAAUGUUAAAAGGUUCCCCGGAGAGACAAAGCAAAAGUGGGUGCAAGAUGUAACCUUUUCUUUUCUAAGAGUGUAGGUUAAAUCUUGAUGACUGUGAUUAUUGGGAAGUAAUACUCCACACCUACAGUAACAUGCUCCAGGACAGCUUUUUGUAAUGUAGCUUGAAAAUAUUUUAAGUAGUUCAAACCACAUUUCAACAUGACUUAACAAAUAGGUUGCUUACUACCUAGAAGUUAUUUGCAAAAAAAAAAAAAGAAAAGAAAAAAGUUCCUUUAAAAAUAAUGAGGCUCAUUACAGCCACUGGCAGCUCUCCGAACAGCUCCUAUAAAUGGUACCUCAUAAUGCUGGAAGACGCUGGAUAUGUAUUGUUAGAGAAUACUUAGCAGAGCAUAUCAGUAUAAUGACGGAAACAGAAGCAUAAAAAAAACACCUGUCAAAUAAAUGCCUGUGGACUUCCUGUCUUUCUCAUACAUCGUCCAUCUUCAGUUACAAGUCUGUGCUAGUGAUCCGACACUGAGUUCUCUAACAUUUUUCACUGAAAAUGCUGUAAUAAUGUAUGUUACUUGGUCUUUCUACAGCUGCACAGUCAUGCUCAACACAGCCCCACUGGGCCAUAUCCAUAGUUUAUUACUACGCCAAUAUUCAGGCAUUGGUAUACACUGGUCCUCUUUAACAGGUGUUUUGUAAUCUGUACAAUCCUGCAGCACUGUACUAUUUUUGGAAGACAUAUCAGUACUUUAUAGAAGACAGAUAGAUGACUGUUUCGAGUUGCCAAAGUGAUACCUGAUCAUCAGGGGCUCAGUGAAUCAUCCUGUUACAGUACGGUGUGUGGUGUGUUUGUUCCUGCACUUGUAGUAGCACCAUGGCUGUUGUUUCAUUUCAACCCACUCCAUGCUGACUGUAGUACUCCAAAAAAUAAAUAAAACAAACCCAUAGUUCGUC